GUGAUUUUAGUCCGUCCACUGUCUGGGACACAGACCUGUACAUGCAGCUCCCCGAGAACAAAGACACGAUCGUACCACGCCAUACCCCGGGCAACUUCGUCUAUGACAUGAACCCCUGCGCCAAACUCAUCAUUAUGUUAAGAAAUCCAGUGAACAGACUCUACUCAGACUAUCUCCAUUUCUAUGAACACAAGUCACCCAAACAUUUCCAUGAAAUUGUGACAAGUACAAUAGACCUCUACAAAGAAUGCUUCCAGAAGUGGGGAGUCCGGCCUUGUGUACAUCGGUAUUACCUAGAGGUGACCGGUAAGGCUCGGCUCCGCCUCGGAAUUUAUUACAUAUAUAUUUCUGAUUGGUUAGACAAAUUCCCACGUGACCAGUUCCUUUUUAUCCGGUUAGAAGAUUAUGCUGUUGACACAAAGCGCCACCUUAAAGACAUUUUCAAAUAUCUGGAUUUACCUCCAAUAUCUGAUGGCCUGUUAAAUGAGAUGUCGUCAGCUGCUCCGAAAAACACACGACGGGACCGGAAGGCAGACAGUGAUGCGCCCCCUAUGCUACCGGAAACGAGACUUGCACUAAAAGAAUUUUAUGCACCGUACAAUAAAAAACUAGCGAUUCUUUUAAACGAUAAACGUUAUCAGUGGUAGAAGAUUCUAUACAGGGAUGGACAGUGUUCCGAAUGUAGAGUGUUCCGGAUGUUGAAUGUUUCGGUUGUAUAGAGUAUAACUCAUUGUGGGAUGUCCCGCAUGUAGAGUGUUCCGAAUGUUGAAUGUUUCGGUUGUAUAGAGUAUUCCUCAUUGUGGAAUGUUCCGGAUGUCAAGUGUGCCGGAUGUGAAAUGUUCCGGACGUCGCGACUUACGGAUGGAGAACAGUACGCUGCAGGCAGCACAACUUCAAUAAAUUGAAAAAAUAAAUAAAUAAAUAAAUAAAUCAGUGUUCGACGUAAUGUGUCGUUACUAUUGUAAUCAUACAGGAUCAUAAAUGAACAUUUUAUAUGAGAUUUUAU
This is a messenger RNA of Pecten maximus, 1006 nucleotides long. RefSeq names its product carbohydrate sulfotransferase 15-like. Lineage: Eukaryota; Metazoa; Mollusca; Bivalvia; Pectinida; Pectinidae. The record is from RefSeq and is a predicted model, not a curated record. Gene Ontology annotation, biological process: hexose biosynthetic process. Gene Ontology annotation, molecular function: N-acetylgalactosamine 4-sulfate 6-O-sulfotransferase activity.